AUGCAAAUCCUCGCUGUGCUUCUCUUCACCUCGCUUGCCAUGGCUGCCCCGGCUGCCACCUCGGGAGGGAUCAAGCCCAGUGACGCUCCAUGCAAGCCGGACAAGCCCAUCAAUCAGGAAGCUGACGUUGACGGCAACCCCAACGAGGCUCUUGUUGUCGGAAACGAAGUGGACCCGGACGAAGAAGAAUAUGAACCCCUCGACUUCGAGCCUCAUACUCCCACCCGCCCACUCGGGUUCACUCCCCCUCCGGUGCAACACAGCCCUGAGGAGGCUCCUGUUGGCACUUACGGACAGGACGACGAGGAUGAGGAAGAGAUUGAACCCGCACCCCUCGACUUCACGGCUCAUGUUCCCACCCGCCCAUUCGCGUUCCCUCUCCCUCCGGUGGAUCGCACCGCUGAGCUAGCUGGCAGUGCUUAG
Beauveria bassiana ARSEF 2860 is the source of this 423-nucleotide messenger RNA. RefSeq lists its product as uncharacterized. The record is from RefSeq and is a predicted model, not a curated record. The coding region runs from base 1 to 423 and encodes 140 amino acids. The transcript has a single exon. NCBI's taxonomy places the organism in Eukaryota, Fungi, Ascomycota, Sordariomycetes, Hypocreales, Cordycipitaceae.